Messenger RNA from Patiria miniata (bat star), 3440 nucleotides. RefSeq names its product hepatoma-derived growth factor-related protein 2-like (gene hdgfl2). Gene Ontology annotation, molecular function: transcription coregulator activity; double-stranded DNA binding. The record is from RefSeq and is a predicted model, not a curated record. Gene Ontology annotation, cellular component: nucleus. Lineage: Eukaryota; Metazoa; Echinodermata; Asteroidea; Valvatida; Asterinidae. Gene Ontology annotation, biological process: regulation of transcription by RNA polymerase II. The coding region runs from base 202 to 3057 and encodes 951 amino acids. The transcript is spliced from 17 exons.
GUUGUGCGAUUUGCACUCCAUACAAAAAACACUGAACUACAUCUAGUGAGUACGGUAUAGUAUGUUUCAGCACGAUCUGCUCACUCACUUAACUUGCAGUUGCAUGUAAUUUCCCGCGAAACAUUCGGGACGUAGACCCAAUUUGGCUCAUCUUUUCAGCGCAUUCACAGUUCUAGAUCUGUUGCUAGACCAAAGUAGACCAUGGCAGGCAGAAAUUUCAAGCCGGGAGACAAAGUGUUUGCCAAGAUGAAAGGAUGGCCUCACUGGCCUGCCAGGAUUGACAUGGUACCCGAAGGUGCUGUCAAACCACCUCCAAAUAAACUCCCCAUCUUCUUCUAUGGAACGCAUGAGACUGCAUUCAUGUUGCCCAAGGACCUGUUCCCAUAUGAGGAGUACAAACACAAGUAUGGUCAAACUCACAAGAAGCACAAAGCAUUCAACUUUGGGUUAGAGGAGAUCAUUGACAAUCCUGAUGUUAAUCUUUACGCGCAGCAACCACCUUCCACCUCGGAAGAAGAAAUAGAAGAAGAAGAAGAAGAAGAAGAAGUAGGAGAAGCGGAGCCAGAAUCAUCCGAGGAGGAAGAGGAGGAGGAGGAACCCCUGGCCAAGAAAAUCAAACCCAAGGAGAAAACUGCCUCAGCAAAGAAACGGAAAAAGAGUGUAGACACCGCAAAGAAAUCCUCCAAGAAGAAGAAGGCUUUGUCUAGCGAUGAGGCAGAGACAGAUUACGAAGAGCUGUCAGAGGAGGAGGAGGUUGAGGAAGCAGAUGAAAGUGAUGAGUUUGUUCCAGAGAAGCCAAGCAGUGGCAGAAGCAAAAAGAAGGACUCCAAGAGGUCCAAGCCAAGGGAAAGAAAGAAGUCCAGAGCAAGGAGUAGCUCGAGCAGCGAGGAGGACCAAGAUGAGGCGGGCCAGUCAGAGGAGGAGAAGGCGGCAUCCAGUAGCGACAGCGAAAGUGAUGAUGAGCCAGUGGUCAAGAAACCCAAGAAGGAGAGGGUGAAAAAAGAAUCUGUCAAGAAACCCAGAACCAAAGCAGAGAAAAAGCCAAGAGCACCCAGAACCAAGAAAAAAUCCCCAAGCGUGCCAGCUCCGAAGAAAGAACUUAGCAUCAGCUUAAGCAGCUCAGACUCCUCAUCAGACGACAGCGACUAUGUUUCCAAGUGGCGUAAGCAGGAAGAGGCCCGCCGGGCCAAGAUUGAGGAGGAGAAGAAGAAGAAGCAAGAGGAGCAGUAUCGCCUGAUGCGGGAGAAGGAACGCCUCCAAGAGGAGAUGGAACGGCUGGAGAAGGCUCAGAAGAAGAAGAAAAAGAAAAAGCGCAGCUCCUCAGAGUCCAAGGAUAAGCACGUCGAGAGCGAGGAUGAGGAACGACGGCUUGUGGACAGCGAUGACGACAGCGACCAUCUUGUCAUUGACGAGACACCGCUGACCAUCAAACCUAAGCGGGAGACGAAGAAAAAAGCGAAGAACAAUGAGGCACCUGCGAAAGUAGUAAAGGAGGAGCAGGUGGUACCCAGGACAGUAGAGGAUGAGGAUGAAGAGGAGGAGGAUGAGGUGGAUAAACCGAGCGUGGAGGGGUCCAAGACAGAUCCAGCUGAUCGGAAAGCAGAAAAGCUCAAGAAGAAAGAGGACAAGGACAAGAAAAGGCAAGAGAAAGAGCGGAAGAAGCAGGAGGAGAAAGAGCGCAAGAAAGAGGAGAAGCUGAAGAAGAAGUUGGAGGAGAAGAAAAAGGAGUUGGAAGCCAAGAAGAGGAGGGAGGAGGAGCGACGACGGCGGGAGGAGGAAGAGGCACAGCGGCAGAAAGAGGCCAAGAAAAGACGAGAAGAGGCAAGGAAACGACAGGAAGAGGAGCAGAGACAGAUGGAAGAGCAGCAAAGGAAAGAAGAGGAAAUGAAACCAGCAGCCAUGGAGCAGAGCAAUGACAAGGAGAUAUCUAAACCGGACAAGCUGGAGAGGAAAAGACCGGAAAAGAAGAAAGGACUUAGUAAAUUGGAAGAGACGGUUGAAAGAUUGCAUCUAGAGCUCAAAGUCUCUUUAAGUAUGGAUCACCCGGAUCCAGCCAAGAGCUUGGCAGUGAUGGCUCAAAUUGAUGACCUCGGCGGAACGUUGACACCAGGCGUCUUAAGGAAAAGCAAAGACUUCGUUCAGACAAUUAAGAAGGUCAGAAAGUAUAAACCGGAUGAGAAAGUUCGCAAGAAGGCUGAAUAUCUCUACAACAAGCUGAAGUCUAUCUGUCUCAUGCAAGAAACAACUGGUGGCGUUGAAGAGAAGAAACACAUAACGGAACAAACUGACAUAACAGCAGCAGAAGACAACACAGGAGGAGAUAUGAAGCCUGUCGUUGAGCCAAGAAUACAAGAAAACGGAACUCCGGAGGAUGAACCCAGUAAAACCAAUGUGGAGGAUCAGGUGACGGCUAAUGCUGACACUAAGGCAACGGCCAAUACUCCAACAGAAGAGGCGUUCAGUGCCCUGGCAGACCCUCCAGUGGAACUCCCCAAAGCAGAAGACUCGGAGCAUCUUGGAGCAAAGGAACUGCCAGAGGAACCAAUUGAGGAGCCAAAAGAGGAAUCGGUUCCAGAACCUGAGCCAGUUAGAACUGAAGAUGAGACGGACAAUAAGAGAACAGUUGGAGAUGACGUGAGACCCAAGGAUGUUGAGAACAAGGAGGAGGAUGCCUUUGCUGUGAAAGAUGAGGUGGAGGAGGGGGAAGUGGAGGAGGGGGAAGUGGGGGAGGCAGACGAAGAAGACGAUGAGGAAGGAGAAGGCAGGAGAGACCUCUCAGAGAGGCUAGAGAAGAUCUUUGGCAGCCAGGGAGGCUUCCAGAUACCAGGGCUGGUCAUGGACGGAGGUGAGGAGAAACCCAAGGGGUCUGGGGAGAAGAGGAGAGAGCAGAAACGAGACAGGAGGAGGUCAACAGGGAUGUCUGGAGAUCAGAUCGGCGAGCAGCCCAUGGAUCUAGAUGAAGAUACGGAAGAAGGCAACAACUCUAAGGGUGAAAACACAGCGACAGACCAGGCUUUCAGUGAUGAUAACAUGGAUCUCGAUUCUGAUGAGAACUGAACUGGUGUUAGAGUUGAGAAUAGUGUAGGCCCUGUUGACAACUAAAAAAAAACUACCAUUGAGCACUAUUUUUUGGGAGCUCGCUGGGCAGUAACACGAUGAGGAACAGAUACAAUAUGGCCUCCGAAUGAGUUGCGUGUUUAGGCAUCAUGGAAUGGCGUGUUCAGCCAUAGAAAUGGAAUGUUCGGCAUCAUUUUGCAAUGACAACAUUUGGAUGCUGCAACCGAAAUGUCUUCACCAACUUGCCAUCGGGACGCGUCAACUCUUGAACUGAAUGCUGUUUCCCGGAUGUUAAUCUUUCAUCUAACGGCGGUUGUCUUCACAUGUUCAUUUGUCAGAAGCACUCCAUGUUGUUGAACAAUACAGUGGAACGGUGGCUUAUU